This is a messenger RNA of Anolis carolinensis (green anole), 645 nucleotides long. RefSeq names its product ribosomal protein S19 (gene rps19). The transcript has 6 exons. The record is from RefSeq and is a predicted model, not a curated record. NCBI's taxonomy places the organism in Eukaryota, Metazoa, Chordata, Lepidosauria, Squamata, Anolidae. Gene Ontology annotation, molecular function: structural constituent of ribosome; RNA binding. Gene Ontology annotation, cellular component: ribosome; cytosolic small ribosomal subunit. Gene Ontology annotation, biological process: translation; ribosomal small subunit assembly. Bases 162 to 599 code for a protein of 145 amino acids.
CCGGCGGGGUCUCGCGAGGCUCGGAGGCCGUGGGAGUAGUGGGCGCGUGGCCCCGUGCGCUUUCUUUCCCCCGCCGGGCCCGAAGAGGAAGGAGGCAAGCGAGCGAGCGAGCGAGGAAGGAAGGAAGGAAGGAAGGAAGGAGCAGCUCCGUCGCCGCAGAGAUGCCGGGCGUCACCGUGAAGGACGUCAACCAGCAGGAGUUCGUGCGCGCCCUCGCCGCCUUCCUCAAGAAGUCAGGCAAGCUGAAGGUGCCGGAAUGGGUGGACACGGUCAAGCUGGCCAAGCACAAGGAACUGGCCCCGUAUGAUGAGAACUGGUUCUACACCAGAGCAGCCUCCACGGCGCGCCACUUGUACCUGCGUGGAGGGGCCGGCGUGGGCUCCAUGACCAAGAUCUACGGGGGCCGGCAGCGCAACGGCGUGAUGCCCAGCCACUUCAGCCGGGGCUCCAAGAGCGUGGCCAGGAGAGUCCUGCAGGCCUUGGAAGGGCUCAAGAUGGUGGAGAAGGACCAGGACGGGGGCCGCAAACUGACGCCUCAAGGGCAGAGGGAUCUGGACAGGAUCGCUGGGCAGGUGGCAGCUGCAAACAAGAAACAUUAAAUUGAUGAUUAGUAUGAUAAAAACAAUAAAACCCUUUAUUUGCUGA